UUCAGUUUCUUGACGAAGGAAUCGGAACUUGAACGAGGUGAGGCAGAUUUGAUUUGACGCAGAAAUCUGAAACUCCAUACUUCUUGAGACUUCAGCCCCUAACAGCUAUAGAUAGUGCCCGAUCCCGGAACUCAGGUUGGCCGGUGAUCGGAGAUUCAGUGAAGUUAAUAAAAUGGGUUUAGGCUUUUUAAUUGGCGCAUUUGGAGUCCUGAUUCUCGCUCAUGCAGCUUUUUCAACCAUUCAGUAUAGAGGUUUGUUGAAGAUUUUGGAGGAGGAGUUUUCAGGACCUCCAGUGAAUGUGAUAGUAGAGCUGCUUCUAGCGUUAUCGUUCUGUAUGUGGGCUGCUUUAACUGCAGCGGGAAAGUUCCUUUCCGUACAUCAUCAUUCUGAAGAGAAUAGGAUAGUUUCUUUACCGGCCAAUAUGGACUUCUUGAUCUUCAACCAUCGAGGUAAAGUAUUUUCUCCAGGAACGGACAUGAGACUGAAACAUUGAAGUCUUCUCAAUGAUAGGAUCAUCUUUUGGAGUGCUAUUUAAGACAAGCAAUCAUCUCUCUGUCAAAUUUGAGCUUGGAAAGAGCAAAAAUUGGAGGAUUUGGCAACUCAGUGGUGCUAAUUCCUAGUAUCUUAAGACAACACUUAAUUUUGUACCGUGUAUCUUAUAUUUUUUCAUAAUUUCCAUCAGUUGGUCUUGUAAUGUGAAGAUUUAGGAAUGCUAUCACAUGUUUUGUGAUAAUCACAAUGGGAUUUUAAUGUGGA
Hevea brasiliensis (rubber tree) is the source of this 756-nucleotide messenger RNA. RefSeq names its product membrane magnesium transporter. Bases 173 to 493 code for a protein of 106 amino acids. The record is from RefSeq and is a predicted model, not a curated record. Gene Ontology annotation, cellular component: plasma membrane; early endosome; Golgi apparatus. Lineage: Eukaryota; Viridiplantae; Streptophyta; Magnoliopsida; Malpighiales; Euphorbiaceae. The transcript has 4 exons.